Molecule: messenger RNA, 633 nt
Organism: Saitoella complicata NRRL Y-17804
Lineage: Eukaryota; Fungi; Ascomycota; Saitoellomycetes; Saitoellales; Saitoellaceae
Product: Tat binding protein 1-interacting
Exons: 3
Biological process (GO): homologous chromosome pairing at meiosis; meiotic strand invasion involved in reciprocal meiotic recombination; meiotic joint molecule formation
Cellular component (GO): DNA recombinase auxiliary factor complex; condensed nuclear chromosome
Molecular function (GO): recombinase activator activity; double-stranded DNA binding
Source: RefSeq, a predicted model, not a curated record
GCCAAGGAUGCGAAAGCGAAGAAGCCUGUCCAAGCCAAGCCUGAAGACGCCGAGAAGUUGGUUCUGGAUUAUUUGAGAAAGACAAACCGGCCAUACAGUGCUACCGACGUCUCAAUGAACCUCCACAACGCAAUCUCUAAACCGAACACACAGAAAAUUCUUCAAGUCCUGGCCGACCGCGGCGACCUCCUCAUGAAGACCUACGGCAAGCAGAGCGUGUUUGUCGUGAAGCAGGAUACGGGGAAUGUUCCCAGCGCAGAGGUGUUGGCGGAGAUGGACGGCAAGAUUGAGCAGUUGAAGGAGAGGGUGCAGGGAGUUAAGGAUGGGAAUAGGGCGUUGCAGAAUGAGUUCAACCAGGUCACGGCCACGCCGCCGACGAACACUCUCGCUCCACUUCUCGCCAACCUACAAACCGAGAUUCAGACGCUCAGUACACGUCUCGCCCCCCUCCGCACCGGCGCGAACCCAAUCACGCCCGCGGAACGCAAGCAGAUUGACACAGACUACCACAACAUGCGCAAAGAAUGGCAAAAAAGGAGGAAGUGGUUCAAGAACUUGUGGGGGAUGAUCGAGGAAGGAUCCGGGAUGACAGAAGCAAAGGAGUUAUUUGAAAGGCUUGGAAUCGAGGAGGAU